AUGUUUAUCGACCUGACCUUAGACUCGGAUUCGGACGAGUUGAGCAAGACAGCAUCAACAACAUCAACCAAGACACCCUCACUUCCACACAGCCUGGCUCACCGCGCACUCAAUGUCCCCCAUUCAGUGCCACAGAAGCGCAAAAAGUCUGACACAGAAGAUGCAUUUCCCGCCCUUGUUGUAUCUAGCUUUGUCAAUGGAUCCAAGCAUCGUGAGCAUGACCGUCGCGUCGCCUCCCAGCCCGAGCCGAGUCGACCGAGCUCGAGGCGCAGCAACGCAAGUCAAGAGGCCCAGAGCCAGAAUCGCCGACACACGCCGCACGCCCUCGUGCCUGCUUUGCGUGCCACUCGGUCCAAUACCCCAACCUCAUCUUCAGCGUCUACCCCAGAGGUCAUCAUUCCUUCCAACCCCCCAGAUGUUCUAAUUUACACGCCAUCCCAUCGAUUGAAGCGUGAAGCUUCGAGCUUCAAUAGUGGCCAUGCAGCAGCAGCAGCAGCAACAUCAUCAAGAUCAUCAAGAUCAUCGUCCCUCGCAUCAUCUAACCCAACAACAACUCAACCGCCCACCGCGCUCUCGCAGAGGUACUACCCCACCGACGCCUACGAGAAACGGGCCGUCAAGGGCGCCUACCCCAAGGCCAAGCGGGUGCAGCGGUCCGCCACGCCGCUGGUCAUCGGCACGCCGGGCCCGCUGCUCAUCCGACCCCCGAACAUCCGGCAGCAGACGCGCAAAACGAUGAAGCGCAAGCUACGGGGCAUCAAGGGGCCCGCCGUCACCUACGACGCGGCCGCGGAGCGCCGCCUUGCGGAUUUUAUUUUGAAUUUCGAGUUCGUCAACACCAACCCGCUGCGCAAGGGGGUGGUGCCCGUCGCCGAGGAGUUUAACGCGGGCUGCACGUGCGAGGGCGUCUGCGACGAGACGACGUGUUUGUGUCUGUCCAAGGAGGAGGACGAGAGUAACACGAACAUCGUGCCGUAUCGGGCCGCGGCGGAUGUGGCCGGUCUGAUGGUGCUGAAGCCGGAGUUCCUGACGCGCAAGGCGAUGAUCUACGAGUGCAGUGACCGGUGCAGCUGUGAUCAGACGUGCUGGAACCGCGUGGUGCAGAACGGGCGUACCGUGCGGCUGCAGAUCUUUCAUACCGGGGAUCGUGGGUUCGGCCUCCGUUCACCAGAUCGCAUCCGCCCCGGCCAAUUCAUCGACUGCUACCAGGGUGAAGUCAUUACCGCGGCAGCCGCCACUCUCCGCGAAGCCGACCACACAGCCCGCGGUACCUCGUAUUUGUUCAGCCUGGACUUCCUGAACGGCCAGUACGAGGAAUUUGAGGACGAGUCUAACGACGACGACGACGACGGUUACCACGACGAGGACAACGACGACGAGGACGACGAAGCCGAGUCCGGGUGCAAGUACGUGAUCGACGGCCGCAACUUCGGCGGCGUGACGCGCUUCAUCAACCACUCGUGCAACCCCAACUGCCGCAUGAUCCCGGUCUCCCGCAACCACGCGGACCGCGAUCUCUACGACCUGGCCUUCUUUGCGCUGCGCGAGAUCCCUCCCUUCACCGAGUUGACCUUUGACUACAACCCUGGUUCCGAGGGGGUCCGCGACUCGAAGAUCGAACCCACCGCGGUGCGGUGUUUGUGCGGAGAGGCGAAUUGUCGAGGGCAGCUGUGGCCAAAUCAGCGGAAGAAGGGGACGAGAUGAACACAUUGCUUCUGUGUGUGAAGCGGUGGUCAUAGUUGAUGUCUGGUUCUCCAAGAGUUCUCUUAUGGUUGGUACUGACUACAUUGUAUCUUCCCCAGGCAUUGGGCUUACCUUUUCAUCCAUCCAUCAUACAUACAUACAUACAUACAUACAGUUGGUAUGACAUGGCGUGGCGUGUUUAAGUUUUUGACUGUUUUUUUUUUUGCUUUCAUGCUGCGAAACAAGCGUACUUACGUUAUGUUUUCUGUCCCCUUUCACAUCAUCCCUUUCUUUCAUUGUGUUCUAUCCUGGUUACCCACCACCCACUCUGUCCAUGGAUCUGGCGAUCUGCUUGCACUUGUGAAUAAUUCCCGCUCGUGGUGCUGAUGCGCGACUUCCUCAAUUCGGCGCUGUCCUGCACAUGUUUUGACUUACGAUACCCUUAUCUACUUACCUUCUUACCUAUCC
Molecule: messenger RNA, 2151 nt
Organism: Aspergillus saccharolyticus JOP 1030-1
Lineage: Eukaryota; Fungi; Ascomycota; Eurotiomycetes; Eurotiales; Aspergillaceae
Gene: clrD
Product: histone-lysine N-methyltransferase Clr4
Exons: 3
Coding region: 1-1704 (567 amino acids)
Cellular component (GO): nucleus
Molecular function (GO): histone methyltransferase activity; protein binding; zinc ion binding
Source: RefSeq, a predicted model, not a curated record